This is a messenger RNA of Hipposideros armiger (great roundleaf bat), 5752 nucleotides long. RefSeq names its product ankyrin repeat domain 34B (gene ANKRD34B). Lineage: Eukaryota; Metazoa; Chordata; Mammalia; Chiroptera; Hipposideridae. The transcript is spliced from 4 exons. The coding region runs from base 1346 to 2887 and encodes 513 amino acids. Gene Ontology annotation, molecular function: protein binding. The record is from RefSeq and is a predicted model, not a curated record.
GCCCUGGCCCUUACCUUGCCUGGGGAGGAGACAUUUUGCUUGUGGCAGGCAGGCUUGCCUCAUUCCAAGUGUAGCUGGCCUGCACAUCCUGGCCUUGGGCUGUCCUCUGGGACUCUGGAUUUUUGCCGCUCUGUCUGGGAAGGACAGGGAAGCCCACCUCCAGUCCUUGGUCCAUUCCAACCCAAGGCUGUACGUUUCUCUGGGUCUGUGGGCUCCCUCUACCCACUCGAAGUUGAGCACCAGCUACCUGGAGACGAUGACAGAGACAGCCUGGUGGGAGCCUGAGGCAGGGGUUGAUAGUAAAUAGGAAAACAGAAUAAAGAAUGAAGAGUUUGCCACAGAUCUUCUCCAAAUGUACAUAGCAAGCACCCCCCAUUGAAUAUCUGGGAGUGGAGCCUGGGAUCUUAUUUUUAACAAACUCUUCAUGUGAUUCUUAUGCUCACGGAAAGUGAAGAGCCCAUUGGUAUAGGGGCCUUGGUCUCACAUUGUCAGGCUCCACCAGCCUGGUGGACUCUGAUUUAGUGAUGCAUGUUUAGAAAUUGACAUUUAAAAAAAUUAAUUGGCAAGUGUAUUAGGAUCUUUCAAAUCCUCACAAUCAUCUACCGUAAAGAUUUUAUCCCCACUUUAGGGGUGAGGAAACUGGCUCAGAGGAAGGGCUUCCCAAAGGUGGGUAACUUGGGAAGACACAGACCAGACCGCAGGCCUCUGAUACACAGCCUGCUGCCUCCUUCGAGCACUUUGUCCCUGUUUGGGCAGCACAAAGGCAGGGACUAGGGCAAGGGUGUGGGGCUGAAUCUUGAGCUUGAAGCCCAUUGGUUAACCUCCAUCCCCUUGCUGCCCUCCCCCACCACUGCCAGACAGCUGACUUUUGGGAGAGAGCACCAAUUUGGAGGAGUAUGAGGCUCAAAGGAAAAUAACAUCUCUCUCCAAAUGAAAGGAAAACUGGAGGUGGCACGGGGAGAAAAAGCCACAGGAAAGGCCAAGCCUAUCAUCUCUGAGAUGCCUUUUAAAAGCACCUCAGCCCAUGUAACACUGCAGUUAGAUACCACAUGAAUCAGAUACUCAAAGCAGAACCCUACUCUGUGGGAAGCUGGUGAUCCAACAAGGAGACAGAAGAGAAAGGAUACAGGAACAUCUAAAUAAGCCCUGGCGAGCAGGAACUGACAGCUGGCUGACAGAAAACUCAUCCAGGGAGAGAAAAGACAUAAGUGGAGUAUGAAAUUUUGAAUAAUGUUUUCAGAUGCCUUGCAUUCAGAAUAGUCCUCUGAGUUGGGACCCAAGCUGUCAACCUAUCCUAAAAUUCCUUAACUCCUGAGUUGCAGGCAUUGAUUUCUGACUUUUGAAGAUGGAUGAAGGCGCAGAAAUUUCAAGUGAUGGAAAUUCCCUGAUUAAAGCGGUCCAUCAGAGCCGGCUGCGCCUCACAAGACUCUUGCUAGAAGGUGGCGCCUACAUCAAUGAGAGCAACGACCGUGGGGAAACACCUUUAAUGAUCGCUUGUAAGACCAAACAUGUUGAUCACCAGAGUGUCAGUAAAGCCAAAAUGGUUAAAUACCUGUUAGAAAAUAAUGCUGACCCCAACAUACAGGACAAGUCUGGGAAAACUGCCUUGAUGCAUGCUUGCUUAGAAAAGGCUGGCCCUGAAGUUGUUUCCUUGCUCCUAAAGAGUGGGGCGGACCUCAGCUUGCAAGACCAUUCUAGUUACUCGGCCCUCGUGUAUGCUAUAAAUUCAGAAGAUAGAGAGACCCUGAGAGUUCUGCUUAGUGCUUGCAAGGCAAAGGGGAAGGAAGUCAUUAUCAUAACAACAGCAAAAUCGCCCUCUGGCAGGCACACUACCCAACAGUACUUAAAUAUGCCUCCUGCGGAUAUAGAUGGGUGUCAUUCCCCAGCUGCCUGUGCCACUCCUUCAGAAAUAGACAUAAAAACAGCCUCAUCGCCACUUUCACAUUCUUCUGAAACUGAAAUGUCACUCUUUGGCUUUAAAGACCUGGAGCUCUCAGGAGGCAGCGAUGAUACCCGGGACCCAGGCUCCCCUGUUAGGAAGCCUACUCUGGCCCUUAAUGGGCCCAAGCUACCCCAGGCUCCAGCCUGGAUCAAAAGUCCCCCUUCAUUAAUGCACCUGAACAGAGUGGCCUCUUUGCAAGAGGAGCUCCAAGAUAUUACUCCAGAGGAAGAAUUAUCUUACAAAACCAAUGGGCUGGCGCUUUCCAAGCGAUUCUUCACUAGGCACCAAAGUAUUGAUGUCAAAGACACGGCACAUUUGCUAAGAGCCUUUGAUCAGGCCAGCUCAAGAAAGAUGUCCUAUGAUGAAAUAAAUUAUCAAUCAUUGUUUUCAGAAGGAAAUCAGCAAUGCACGGAAAUCCCUGUUGACGAGGACCCAGACGCUAAUCAGGUCAUAUUUGCUUCCACCUUAAGAAGUAUAGUUCAAAAAAGAAACUCAGGGGCCAAUCACUACAGCUCUGAUUCCCAGCUCUCAGCUGGUCUAAUCCCUACAGCUUUAGAAGAUGGCAAAGCACUUACAGGAAAGAAAAAGAUCCUCUCACCAUCUCCUUCUUUGCUGUCAGGGUCCAAAGAAUUGUUGGAGAAUAUCCCCCCAGGCCCCCUAAGCAGGAGAAGUCACGCGAUUUUAGAAAGACGUGGUUCGGGAGCGUUCCCUUUAGAGCACAGUAUUCCCCAAACCAGACCAGGAUUUCUGCCACCCUUGAAUGUGAAUCCUCACCAUCCCAUCUCAGAUGCCAAUGUCAGCAAGAUUCCCAGCCUUCUUUCUUGUGGUCAGAAGGUGCUUAUGCCAACAGUUCCUAUUUUCCCUAAAGAAUUCAAAAGUAAAAAAAUGUUGUUAAGGAGACAAUCACUGCAAACAGAACAAAUCAAGCAGUUAGUCAAUUUUUAAGACAUGGCUAAAAAACACAUUUUGUUCAUAUGUCUGUAUCAGAGAAAUAGAGAACUAGAGAAGAAAUCUCAAAUGUUCAUCCUUUUAAAUCUUGUAAUUGGUUGGUCCAUAACGGUUAGGGGGAGCAACACGUACUGUGUAUCAUACUAGGCGCUGUGGACACACAGAUAGUAUAUAGUUUCUAGUAAGGGAAUUUUCUCAAACAAAAUUAAAGCUAUUUUUCUCAAAACUUCCAAUAUUUAGCAACUAUGUGGUACAAGUGUUUAAUAACAAAAGUCAGCAAAGAAAGAAGGUCAUAUAUGUUGCAGAUAACUUUAAUUUUUUUUUUCAGAUUUGUCAAAUAUUUUAUUAAAAAAUUGCUUUCAAAUCAAUUUUUUAAAUUUCAAUAAUAAAUAAGAUUGUCAUUUUCCGUGAUGCCAAAAGCAUAAAUGAAAACAUUGACAGCUAUAAAAUGUUCUAUGAUCUAUAAGCUUAAACUACAAAGAAAGAAAGGACUAAUUCUUCAAAAAUGUUGACUGCAGGUAGGUGGAAAUCUAAGAAAAAUUUUCACGGUCAACCAUUAUAGUAGACUGGGCAGCUAAUAUUGAUAUUGUCAGCUUAAUGUCCUAUGGCACAUCAGUUUUACAUGCUAGAAAUUAUCUAUGCCAAGUGUCUGUGUGCUGCUUUUUGCUUUAUUUUGUUUAUUAAACAUUUAAACAAAAUAAUGUUAUCUUAUGGGAUUCUUCUUUCUCCAUAUACUUUAAUUCCUGUUAUUAUUUUUUUAAGCCUAUCCAUAGGUUCCCAAUAAGAUAGCAUAAAAGUUAAAAAGCAUUGCUCUUUACUUAUAUCAAAUUAUUCUUGUCUUUCUAAGAACAACCAAAAAAAAAUCUAAACGUUUGGGUUUUAUCACAAAUAGAAACUAAAUGCUUGCUUCACUUUAGAAAAGAAAAAUAUGAUUAGAUUAGCUUAGGUGAGCUGAAAUUAAGAAAGCCAGUAGAAACUAAUUAUAAAAUGUACUAAAUAUUCAGUCAAUGUUAAACAACAAUAUCUUUUUAUUUCGGAUAUAUAAUUAGACGUUUCUAUAAUAAGGCUUUAUAAGGAUAAUUUCCUUAGUGUGACAUUCCAAUCACGUAGUAUUUUAGGACCUGUCAAUAAUUUCUAACAAACAUACCAUGCUAUCAUAAAAUGACUAUAUUAUCUGUAUCAUUUCAAAAUAUGGUGUUUAUACAAAGAAUCCUUUUAUCAAUCUAGCAGUUUACAACAAAGAAUAAAUCAAACUAUAAAACCUGAAUGUAUUUAUUUGAUGAUUGUCAUAUACAACUUUAUUUUUUGCCUUUUAUCAGUACAGGAGAUCAUAACAAUUGGCAUGAUGCUUUUCUUAGUAAUUUGAUAUAAGCAAGUUGUAAUGUAGAUAGUAAUAAAUUUCUUGUGGCUUUUAUUUGAAAAAAAAAUGGAAGUGUUCCAUUUAAUGUUUUGAAGAACAGUAAUAUUAGAAAUAUUUUUUGAUUCAGAACUUAGAAUUAUACGUGAUGUUUAUAGGUAGCUAAACCCUUUUUGAAAGUUUCAUUAUUGAGAAAAGAGCUUGACUUUAAGUUGUAAGGACACAGCUUGGAAGAAUAUGUAAAUAGAUUAGUUCAUGAACAAAAUGGUAUCAAUAAAGAUUUAAAAUGUCACUUUGAUUAUCACUGUUUUUUAUUUAUCUCAAAUACUAAUGAUGUUUCAACAUAAUCUCUAGAAAUUGUGCCACAUGUUACUUUGAGUAAACAGAAAACUAAGAAAGAGUAACUUUUGCUGCUAUUCUCAUCCCAACAUGGAAAAUAAUAUUUAAUAGGAUUAAAACUUUGUUGGCCAUAUUUGGAAGCGUUUUUAGUCAUCUAUCAAUCCUAAGAACACUUAGGGCCUGAAGUUGUGUGAGCUUUUCACCCUUAAGUGGACUGUAUCACUGGCAUCCCAAUGAUAAGUCACAAAUGUUUGCAAAAGGAAUCAGAUAUGUAUGUUCAGACUUUUUAAAUUAGCUCUUGAAUUCACAAAGUAGCAACAGACUCUUUCAGCCAAUAUUUUAAUUAAUUUUGUAGAACUGUUACCCCAGGGAAGGGAUAAAGAAGAAAGGGGCAAUGUCCAGCCUUAAUGAAGAUUCUACAGUGGCAACCAAAGCCAGAACAGCUCAGCUGCCAGAUUUAGCCAGGCUGGUCCCUUUCCAGAGCAGAAGCAUAGAAAUGAAAGACAGAAAUGCAGAAACAAGACAGGAGGAUCCUUAGAGGCCAGGAGGCUGGGUGAGCCUUUUUCAAGCCCUGUUUUCUCUCUGCUCUGAUGGUGGGAAUGUGGGGGUAGUUUCAUUGUUUAAAAUUUUUAAAUAAUUUAAAAUAUGAAGAAAAGUAGCAAUUUCUUGGGAGGGUUCUUUAAGAAACUGGUAGAAUUAAAUAAAGCAGAGCAUCCUUUCUAAAGUUAGAGUGGGGAGGUGAGUUCAGGGCCAGGCAGAUGGGGGUUUCAUUUUUCUUUGCAAGUUGGUAUAAAGUAGCAAUAUCAACUAAUCACUGAGAAAUAUAGCUACACCUGGCCUCUGUCCUAUCCUGACUGGGUCAGUAGCACCACCUGACCCUGGUUACUGAAGCCAAAAAUACAUAUACUAUUGGGUUGUCAGAAAAGUCAUGAUGCAUUUUUGCAAUGAAAAACAUAGAAACAAUACGUCAUGACUUUUCCGACAACCCAAUAGACUCUUCCCUCUCCCUCAUCCUCCCCAUUCAACUAGUUUAAAAACUCUUCCAAGUUCUUUCUUCUUAGAGUUUCCUCUAUUUCUUGAGACUUUCCAUCCCCUGUUGCUACCACCUUCAUUCAGGGCUUCAUCUCCUUUCAAGAAUUCGAACUCUCCUCCUGCCAUUGUAAUCA